Messenger RNA from Peronospora matthiolae, 3660 nucleotides. The record is from the annotation of a GenBank genome assembly. Lineage: Eukaryota; Oomycota; Peronosporomycetes; Peronosporales; Peronosporaceae.
AUGGAGAUCGAGCUCGCUUAUGGUGAAUCUCGCGGAUACUGGAAACAUUAUUCACCCGGGAAGUGGUUCAAACAAGCGAAAGCCGUUGGCAAGAUCAACAACGUAAAAGCUACUCUGUUAUUUGAUUCUGGUGCUGAAGUGUCGAUCAUUGACACCACCUUUGCUCGUGAGGUCGGUUGCAAUAUUGACGAAAGUCAACGACAAGAAUGUAUCGGGAUUGGGGACACUCCGUACAUGACGGUAGGACGUACCAAGAUCAAGGUGACCCUCGCGGGAUCGCUGGUAUACUAUUUCAAUGUAUGGGUAGGCGAUCUGGCAGGGCAAGAAGCGAUUCUGGGUAUGGAUUUUAUGGUGCCUGCUGGAGUGCGGCUCGAUCUAGCGGAUGGCGCGCUAUGUCUACCAGAAGAAAUCCGCAUUCAUCUCGCAGGACGUCGCCCCGCGUACGGAUCGAAGAUACAACAUAUAACGGCGAAGGACCAACACGUGGUGAUCCCGGUCGGAGAGUCAAGGGAAGUGAAGAUCGGGAUCGGAGGGGCUAAGAUGAAGUUGUGGGUCGCUAGAGGACUAGAUUGGGUCCCCACUGUGAUCUCGGGGUGGGGUAAGACGAAAUACCUGCAGAUGACCAACAUUGGCGACCGUGAGAUCAUACUGCCCACCCACACUAUAUUAGGCAUGUGGGUCGAAGGCGAUAUGGUACCGCGGACUCAAGGUUUGGUGACAGUCGGGUCGGGGAAGUACAAGGAAUGGCAAACUCUGGCAUAUGAGGCUACGACGGAUCGAGUGAACGAACUCCCGAAAGAACAGAUCGGACCAUUGAACCUGUCUCCGGCGAUCUCCACGGUAACGCCGCAAGCUAACGAUGACGAUUCGCAAAAGGCAGAUGCUGUAGCUGCGAGGGAAGUAACGGUCAGGGGAGCUGAACUAUCGCGGAUGGAGAACGGUCAUGAGAUCGGUACCCAACAUGCAACGAAGGGAGACCGCGACACCGGUCAAGAAGGGCUACGUGACAGAUCGUCUCUACCGAAGGCUGAGCUGACUGACCGACUGUUGAAAUUGGACCAGCCGGAAGAGACGAAGGAGCCUAAAGAAGAAAUAAUGCUAAAUACUGAAGACGUCGAGAUUGCAGAAAUACCAGUUUAUCACCACGAGAGCGGAGAUUUGUUUGCGGAAGAUAUCGAGCAGCAUAUGGCCGUGCUACCAGAGAUGUCGGCGACUACGGAAGAAGUUACGAUUGAGGACAUUCAGAUCGGUGAUCCCGAUGUGCCUCUCACCACAGAUCAACAACGGCUCAGAUCGCUGAUCUGGAAGAGCCGUCACCUCCUCAUGGGUAAAGGUAAUGCUCUACCACCAGCAGCACGAGGCGCGAUCUGUGAUAUUGAUGUCGGUGGGGCAGCACCGAUAGCGCAAAGAGUGCGUCCGGUCGCACCCAAAUAUCGGGAGAAGCUGUCAGAUCUCAUCAAAGGACUAUUAGCAGCCAAAAUCGUUCAGCCAUCCACGUCACCUUGGGCGUCUCCGAUAGUGGUGAUCAUCAAGAAGAACGGAGUGGAUAUUCGCCUUUGCAUUGAUUAUCGAAGAGUUAACCAGCUGACGCGUCUGAUGGUUUAUCCCAUGCCGUUGAUCAGCGAUCUGUUGGAAGAUCUGGAUAAAGCUCUAUGGUACUGUUCGCUAGACAUGGCUAGUGGAUUUUGGGUCGUCGAAAUGACUGAACGAGCAAAACUGAUCUCAGCGUUUGUCACACCGUUUGGCUUGUUCGAGUGGCUGCGAAUGCCUUUUGGGCUUAAGAACGCGCCCCAGAUCUACCAACGUCUGGUGGACAAUGCGUUGUAUGGAUAUCUCAAGAUCGGUCAGAGAUCAGCCUCUGAUGGCCCGAUCGACGUGUUCAAAGAUGGAGAACCUGAGACAGAUCGACGACCGUCUAUACUGGGACGCCGAUCUUACAUUGACGAUAUUCUCAUACCAGCCACGUCAUGGGGAUCUUUGUACACAAAAGUAGAACGGUUGCUGGAGGCAUGUGAUAAGUGGAAUCUGUCUAUCAGCCUCACGAAGAGCUUUUGGGGGUGCCGUAAGGUCGAUUAUUUGGGACAUCGAGUGUCGAUGGAUGGUCUGGAGGCUCAGCCCAAGAACCUAGAGUCGUUGGUUAACAUCCCGUUUCCUAGCACGCUACGAGCUAUGCAAUCCUUUCUCGGGAGCUUGAACUACUACCGUCGCUUCAUUGAGGAUUUCGCGGUGUAUGCCGCGGUGUUGUAUGAGUUAAGAGAAUCGGAUUUCUUCGAGAUCGGCCGAUCUCAGCUUGCAGCAGGAGACGAAUGCUCCAACGAGGGUCGAUGGACGGAAGCCAAGGUUGCUUUCACUAUGCUAAAAGCUAAGAUAGCUACAGCUCCCAUGCUCAAGCAUUUCGACCCAGAUCGGUCCCCCGUAAUCGUGGUCUACGCUAGCAAGUGGGCUGUCUCAGCGGCCCUGAUACAGGAGUACGAUGGCGUGUACCAUCCGGUUACGUUUACUAGCCGCACUUUAAAGCCUAAUGAGCUUAACUACGGAACGGUAGAAAAAGAAGUGCUGGCGCUACUUCGUGUGUUGGAUGUAUGCUAUACUACGCUUGCCUCGCGGGAGAUCACUGUACUGACCCGACAUUCUACGUUAGCCUGGUUGAUGCAGUCUCGAGGGCUCAACGGGAGAUUAGGACGGUGGGCUGCUUUGUUGUCAAAUUGGACUAUGGAGGUGAAGAAAUGUGAAAGAGGAGAGGAAGAGAUCCUGGGCAUGUUAGCAGCGAGUAUCACUCCGAGAGGAGAAGUGGAAGAGAUGCUGAUUGCGAUCUCCCCACGAAAAGACUGUCGACUCAAAAUAUCGAUGCCUCCUCCAACGGUGGAAACAGAUGAGGAGUUGCUGGUGGCCAGUUUCGAUGGAUCGGCUAGGAUAAAAAAGAAAGGAGGGUCGUUCAGUGCCGUGAUAUGGAAGUUACCCGAAUGGACGAUCGUGGCGGCCGAAUCGAGAUAUGUUCACGAUCUGACUGUGAAUGAAGCUGAGUAUAAUGGCUUGCUACUGUGCUUUGAGUUACUCGCCGAUCUGGAUAGGGGGCGAGUAAUACUGUGUGGAGAUUCCAGUCUGGUGAUUCGACAGAUGCGCGGUGAGAUCGACUGCAAGGCACCGGGCCUUCAGCUUCUGAGACACAAAGCGUUGGAGAAGCUGCGGUCAUGGCCUAGUCACGAGUUUCUGCAUAUGAAGCGAGAGUGGAAUCAGAGCGCAGAUCGACUAGCCAGCACAGCAUUGCAGAGCGAAAAGGGAAGAACGGUUGUAGCUGAAGAGGAUCGGCAAGAUCUGAUGACUCUGAACCGUCUCGAUGAAUUGUUGAAGCCCAAGCAAGAUGGUCAGCUGGCUCGGGUAACUGCGAUCACGAGAUCAGCCAGGAGGAUACGUCAUGAACCUGAAGUGAUACAGGAGGAGAUAGUACAGAGGAUCAGGAUUCAACGAAUUGUCCAAGCUCAAGAUGAAGAGCGUUGGAUUGUCAAUCUCAAGACAUAUCUAAGUGGCGAUGUAUCAAACUUGGAUGCGGUAGAAGUGAAGAUGUGCGCCAAACUGGCGCCGGAAUACGAGAUCGAUGAGAACAAUCUGCUAUUUUUUGCCCCAUGGCGAAAAGAGAGUCAGAAGAUCGCGAUGGUUUGA